CGUAAGGUCAGUAUGAUGAAUUAUGCAAUCAACCAUACACGUAUUUUGACAGUUAAUGUUUUUAAUUUCGAUUUAAAUAUAAUCUGUGGUAUUGUUAUGUGAAAAGUGAAUUAAAAAGUUACGUGUUUUUUUUCAUUUGGGUUUCAAGAUGUUGUGGCAGAUCGCUAUUGCCUGCCUUCUCAUAUAUCUCAUAAGGAAUUAUUGGUUAAAGUCCAAUUUCUUGGAGAUCGCGAAGCUCCCCGGACCUCCGAGAUUGCCGCUAGUGGGAUGUGCUUUUCGUUUCAUUGGACAUUCGCAAAGUGAACUAUUCAAAAUAGUAACGGAUUUUCCCAAGGAAUAUGGCAAUCGAGUUUGUAUAAAAGUAUUUAAUCGUUAUAUUUUACAUUUAUACAACCCGAAGGAUAUAGAGAUAAUAUUGACUAGCACGAAGAAUAUAACUAAAAACAGGCCCUACGUAUUCAUGGAACCAUGGCUUGGAACAGGUCUUCUCUUAAGCACAGGUGCAAAAUGGCACAAGCGGCGUAAGAUCCUCACACCCGCGUUCCACUUCGACAUUCUGAAGAACUUCGCGCGCGUGUUCGAGGAAGAAGGCCGCGCGAUGGUUCGUGACCUGCACGAGCGGCUGCAGCGCGGCGAACGGACACUGAACGUCAUGCCCUUUAUCAGCGACUACACGCUCUAUACUAUCUGUGAAACGGCAAUGGGCACUCGUUUAAAUUCAGAAAACAAUGCCUCCAAAGCCCAGUAUAAAGAGUCAGUUCUAGGUAUAGGGCUUAUAGUUAUGAACCGGCUAUCGAGGUUCUGGCUUCACUCUGACCUCAUUUUCUACCUAUCCUCAAUGGGAAAGAAGUUCAAAAAACUUUUAGAACAGAACUUUGCAUUCACGGAUAGAGUAAUAGAAGAAAGGAGGAAGAAUUGGGCGGAGACUAAGAAAGAAGAAACCAGCAGCGGGAAGAGAAGAAUGGCUUUGCUGGACCUCUUGUUGGACGCGGAGAGUAAAGGAGAAAUAGACAUGGAAGGGAUAAGAGAAGAAGUAAAUACGUUUAUGUUUGAGGGUCACGAUACAACCGCUAUGGCAUUGACAUUUGGACUUAUGUUGUUGGCUGAUCACGAAGAUAUUCAGGAAAAUAUUUACGAAGAAUGCAAGAGUAUCUUCGGAGAUUCAACACGGACCGCCAACACAUCCGAUCUUGCCGAGAUGAAGUACCUGGAAGCUGUAAUUAAAGAGAUAUUGAGGCUGUAUCCCAGUGUACCAAUAAUUGGAAGGAUGGUCACUGAAGAAUUUAAACUAGACGACAUAACAAUCCCCGAGGGUACCGAGGUGGUAGUCCACUUCUACAAUCUCCAGAGACGCGAGGAUUUGUUCCCGGAGCCUGAACUCUUCAAGCCGGAGCGUUUCCUGAAUGGUGAUAAAAUGCAUUUCACUUAUGUGCCCUUUAGUGCUGGACCUAGGAACUGUAUUGGUCAACGCUUCGCAAUGCAAGAAAUGAAAUACAUGCUGAGCGAAAUAAUCCGCCAUUUUAAAUUGAAGUCGAUAGUAAAGGGAUACAGACCAAAAAUCACAAUGGACCUUGUACUACGUGCUUGUGAACCUGUUAAUAUUGAGUUUUCUGCACGAUAAACUGUAUUUUUGAAUAUACCUUAGUAUUAAGUACUAAUUCGAACAAAAACAUACAAAUAUUCGAAUUAUUUCAGAUUUUUUGUAGAGUGAGAUUUAACUAUGUCUACUUAAAAAUGAAGUCCCUUGUCCCCAUGUGGGGUAUGGGGCAGAUGUAUUAUGCAUUUAAUAUCUGUUUUACUGAUCCAUUAUUCUUUAUGGACAAGUAGGUGAUCAUUCUGCCAGACCGAGACAUUUUUUCUUCGUCUCCAUUGGGAAUCGAACCCAAGACCCCUCAGUUCUACCACUGUAGGUACCAAGUUCCACUGUACCUACUGUCCUACGUACUUAGGUAUAAGUAUAUAAAUUAAUUUUUAAUCAAAAUAUGAGUGAAUCGUGAUUCUUGGAACUCAGACACUUGUCUGCAUAUAUACAAAUGGGUUCGUUGUUUUUAAUUUGAUAUAAAUUCAUAGAAUUUUCAAAAUUUUCAUUUUGUUUGAAAGUAAUGCUAUUUUGUUUAAUAAAGAAUUUAACUUCAUAUAAUUUAUGUUUCAUCUAGAUUAGGAUUUUUUAAUAUUAUCUACGUACAUUGAACGUCGGUUCAUUAUAAAAUGUGAUCUAUUUUUUAUAUUUAUAUUCGACCAAAAAUAUUUGUAUAUAAAUUGUUUUAUAGGUAAGUGAGAACAUGUAUAUACAUAUACGUGUUUUAUAUAGUUACGAAUUACGAUCUAUAUGAAUUAAAUGAGUAUUUCCUUA
This is a messenger RNA of Colias croceus (clouded yellow), 2353 nucleotides long. Its product is annotated as cytochrome P450 4C1-like. The transcript has 10 exons. Lineage: Eukaryota; Metazoa; Arthropoda; Insecta; Lepidoptera; Pieridae. Bases 149 to 1621 code for a protein of 490 amino acids. Gene Ontology annotation, molecular function: monooxygenase activity; iron ion binding; heme binding. The record is from RefSeq and is a predicted model, not a curated record.